Molecule: messenger RNA, 2724 nt
Organism: Toxotes jaculatrix (banded archerfish)
Lineage: Eukaryota; Metazoa; Chordata; Actinopteri; Toxotidae
Product: UDP-glucuronosyltransferase 2A2-like
Exons: 4
Coding region: 91-1683 (530 amino acids)
Molecular function (GO): UDP-glycosyltransferase activity
Source: RefSeq, a predicted model, not a curated record
UUUGAACUCAAAUAUUUAAGGAAUCCUUUGGAUGGACUGUCAGUCAGCGGGCAAGUAGAACUACUGUUGCCACUCAGAAGCACAGGAGCCAUGCCAUUGCAUCGUGUGUGUGGACUAUUUGUAGUCCUCAGUGCAUGUCUGAUUUCCUUCACACCACCUUGUGAUGGAGGGAACAUUCUAGUGUUCCCUCUAGAUGGCAGCCACUGGAUCAAUAUGAAAAUCCUGCUAGAAGAACUUCAUGCCAAAGGACACAACCUCACUGUGAUCAGAGCGGCCGCCAGCUGGUACAUUGAAGAAAAGUCUCCUCUCUACACAUCCAUUACAGUUGACAUGGGUGAAGGUGUAGAGAACUUUUUUGAUGUGUACGUAGAGGAGCAUUUAAGGAUGCUGAGAGAGGGGGCUUCACUAUGGACUUUCCUCAAACUCACCAAGAAUUUCCUUUUUGUUUUUUCUCAGGCCCAUUUAACGUUGUCUGAAGCCCUCAGUAGAAUCUUUGAUGAUGAAAGUAUGGUCAAAAGCUUGAGGGAUUCCCAAUAUGAUCUUGUUCUCACUGACCCAGCCUUUGCCCAAGGGGUUGUAUUGGCCAAAUAUCUCAAACUACCCUUGGUGCUCAAUGUUCGCUGGAUCACGAGUGGAGAAGGCCACUUUGUAAUCGCCCCCUCACCACUGUCUUAUAUCCCAGUGCCAAGAUCGGGCUUGACCGACAAAAUGAAUUUCAUGCAGAGGAUCAAGAACCUGUUUUUCUACAGCAUUAUACUCUUCCAGCAGAAAUUCUUGGUGGGACCAAGCUAUGAUGCUCUCUGUGAUAAAUAUAUCGAGGGUGGAUGUGACGUCAUCUCGCUUCUUCAAGAAGCAGACAUUUGGCUGUUCAGGUCAGAUUUUGUGUUUGACUUCCCUCGGCCCACAAUGCCAAAUGUUGUCUACAUAGGAGGGUUCCAGUGCAAACCUGCCCAGCCUCUGCCAGCUGACCUGGAGAGGUUUGUUCAGAGUGCUGGGGAGCAUGGAGUGAUCAUCAUGACUCUGGGAACUUGGAUUAAGGUUUUAACCAAAGAGGUUACAGAUGAAAUUGCCAGUGCCUUUGCCAAGAUGCCUCAGAAGGUGAUAUGGAAGCACAAAGGAGAGCGUCCCUCCACUUUGGGCAACAACACUCUGAUAGUGGACUGGAUGCCACAGAAGGACCUCCUGGGACACCCACAGACCAAAGUCUUUGUAGCUCAUGGAGGAACCAAUGGAGUCCAGGAGGCCAUUUACCAUGGGGUCCCUGUGCUUGGCAUACCCUUGUUAUUUGACCAGUAUGACAACCUUCUACGUUUACAGGAAAGAGGAGCUGGAAAGAUAAUUCAGUUAAGUGAUGUUAACAGCCACAGCUUUGAACAAGCUCUUAGGGAAGUGCUCCAUCAAGAUAGCUACAGACAGAACAUGCAAAGACUUUCACGUUUGCACAGAGAUCAGCCAAUAUCACCCAUGGAUCAAGCCAUCUUCUGGGUGGAAUAUGUCAUGCGCCAUGAAGGGGCUCCACACCUGCGUACAGAGGCUAAUAAGAUGCCCUGGUACUCAUACUACUGUUUAGAUGUAAUGCUACUGUUGCUGGCUGCAGCAACUGUACUGUUGCUCUCUGUUUUGGCCAUUUUCAGGUGUAUAUGCUGCAGAAGUAGAAGAAAGACCAAAGCCAAACAGCACUGACUGAGCUCAGAUUUGAUUAGAAACAUGCUAAGAUGAAUUCUCUAUAACGUAUUUAGAGAAAAACAUGCACCUUAAGGUAUCUUAUUUGAACCUCUUUAUUAUUUAUGAACAAAAAUGAUAAUCCCUCAAUCGAUUUAGCUGUAUAAAACUAUGGUUAUAGUUAUAUAUAUUAUAGUUAAAAUAAUACAGCCUCUUUCCAGUUUUAAAAUCAGUUGUCAAAUGUAUCUUGACAGAUUAAGAUUUUGGUAAUAAAAUACCCCCAAAUCACUGGUGAGAGUCAACAUUAUUUUUGUAAUUUCACAUUCACCGUAAUAUUAAAAGGUUUGGAACCAAAUCACCAAUCACUGUCUCGAUGCCCUGACAUUGAUCAUUUUCAUGAUCUAAAUUUGAUGCCAUGCAUUUCCAGUGAGAAAACAAAAAAAUAUAGUCCACAUAAUCGAUAAAUUUUAUGAAUUGUCUAAAACAUUUUUUCCCAAUUUCAUUUUUGAUUACAGCAAAGAUCAAUACAUUUUUAUUUUAAAGAAACUGUCUCUCUGUUAUCGCUCUUAAAAGAGCAAAUGCACAAAAUUCUUUGUUGAAUAUUAACGUCUUUCCCUAACUGUCUCUGGACUCGGUCACUGGCUUCACUGGCCUCCCAUCACACACUGCAACAACUACAAAAUACUUCUCCUCACUUUUAAAGCCAUCCACAACCUCACCUCUCCAUAUCUCUCUGAUCUCCUCCAUGCUGUCACACCUCCAUUCUCCAUCCAUCUUGCUGUCCCCCCUGCCCGCCUUGUUACCAUGGGGAGCAGAGCAUUCAGUCGCUCUGCCCCCCAGCUCUGGAACUCUCUCCCACCCGACCUCCAUAAUGCUGACUCACUCCCACAUUUCAUAUCUAAACUCAAACCCCAUCUGUUCAGAUUAGCUUACUCCCUCUGACCACAACUGCGUUGUCUAUUGUCUGUAUUACCUUUUAUUGUUGUUUUAUUGUGUCUGUUUUUAUAAUGUAAGGUGACCUUGAGUGUCAAGAAAGGCGCCUAUAAAUAAAUAAUUUGUGAU